Lasiosphaeria miniovina is the source of this 1416-nucleotide messenger RNA. RefSeq names its product pyridoxal phosphate-dependent transferase. The transcript has a single exon. Gene Ontology annotation, molecular function: identical protein binding; pyridoxal phosphate binding; transaminase activity. The coding region runs from base 1 to 1416 and encodes 471 amino acids. Gene Ontology annotation, biological process: arginine metabolic process. NCBI's taxonomy places the organism in Eukaryota, Fungi, Ascomycota, Sordariomycetes, Sordariales, Lasiosphaeriaceae. The record is from RefSeq and is a predicted model, not a curated record. Gene Ontology annotation, cellular component: mitochondrial matrix.
AUGGCCUUCCGAGCAUCUCUGCGGUUCGCCACCAAGACGCUCCCCGCUGGCGGUCGCGCGAGGUUCCUGUCGCAAGCGGCGGCUGUGCCGACGUCGAGUAGCAGCACGGCGGGCGCCCCCAGCGCGGCACAGAUCCGUCGCGACGCCAGCAUACCGAACCCCGAUCCGCCCGCCGGCUCGGCCAGCGCCGCCUUCAUCCGCGAGCAUGCCCCCUUCAUGGUGACCACGUACUCGCGGCCCGCGCCCGUCUUCGUGCGCGGAGAGGGCUCGUACCUGUGGGACCUCGAGAACCGCAAGUACCUGGACCUGACAGCCGGCAUUGCCGUCAACUCGCUCGGCCACUGCGACCCGGAGUUCGCCGAGCUCAUCGCCCAGCAGGCCAAGACGCUCGUCCACGCUUCCAACCUGUACUACAAUCCCUGGACCGGCGCCCUGUCCAAGCUGCUGGUCGAGAAGACGGUCGAGUCGGGCGCCAUGCACGACGCCGCCGCCGUCUUCGUGUGCAACUCGGGCUCCGAGGCCAACGAGGCCGGCAUCAAGUUCAUGCGCAAGGUCGGCAAGGUCCUCGACUCCUCGGGCGCCAAGCACGAGGUCGUCUCCUUCGCCAACGCCUUCCACGGCCGCACCAUGGGCAGCCUGUCGGCCACCCCCAACCCAAAGUACCAGGCCCCCUUCGCCCCCAUGGUGCCCGGCUUCCGCGUCGGCACGUACAACGACGUGGCCGGUAUCGACGCCCUCGUGACGGGCCGUACGUGCGGCGUCAUUGUCGAGCCCAUCCAGGGCGAGGGCGGCGUGCAGGUCGGCUCCGACGCCUUCCUGGUGGCGCUGGCGCGCCGCUGCCGCGAGGUCGACGCCGUGCUGCAGUACGACGAGAUCCAGUGCGGCCUGUCGCGCACCGGCGACCUGUGGGCGCACGGCCGGCUGCCGCGCGAGGCGCACCCGGACAUCCUCACGACGGCCAAGGCGCUUGGCAACGGCUUCCCCAUCGGCGCCACCAUCGUCAACGCGCGCGUCGCCGACAAGAUCAAGGUCGGCGACCACGGCACCACGUUCGGCGGCAACCCGCUCGCCUGCCGCCUGGCCCACUACAUCGUGUCGCGUCUGGCCGACCCAGCGCUGCAGGCCGCCGUCGUCGCCAAGGGCCAGCUGUUCGAGCGCGGCUUCGCCCGCCUGCAGCAGAGGUUCCCCGACCUCAUCGCCGAGGUCCGCGGCCGCGGCCUCAUCCUCGGCCUGCAGCUCACCCAGGACCCCGCCCCUAUUGUCGCCGCCGCCCGCGAACGCGGCAUGCUCAUCAUCAUCGCCGGCACCAACACCCUGCGCUUCGUCCCCAGCCUGACCAUCUCGGACCGCGAGAUCGAGGAGGGCCUAGUCAUUCUCGAGGAGGCCAUCGAGGCGACAAUCGCGGCGGCGGCAUGA